AUGUUACCCCCUAAAGGCAAAAACAAUUCACGAAUUUUAUUCAGAGAGAGUCCUUCCCCAAAACUCAACAAUUUUUAAAGGCUUGAUUCAAUAGAUAGUAACAAGUAAGAUUUAAAUCCAUCUAGGACUAUCACUGCAUUUGCUCUAAGAGAAUCAAGUCAAAAUAUGCCAACUUUUGAUAAAGGUUCUACUCCUAUGUCAGUAAAAAAUGGUCCAACACCCUAUCUCGGUUAAAAUAUAACUACUUCAGGAUCUAAAAAAGGCCUAAAUCAUACUUUCAGUUCAUUAAACGAAAAGCAAAUUGGCUUGCUGAACAAAGAUUUGAGGCUCGAUACAAGAAGUGAAAGUACAUUCAAAGAAAUAAAUCAAGAAAAAAGCAAGGGCCACUAUGGACUUAACGGAAUAACUAUUCAAAAUCUUGGAUAAACGUUAAAGGAUUUUCGAGAAACUACAAGAGAAUAUAAAAAGAUUCUGAAAGUUUAGAAAGUUUAGCAAAUGGAAAAAGAUAAACUAAGGUAAGGAAUAGUAAGAGAAAAGGAAAAAGCAAAAGUGAAAGUUGAUAGAGUUGAAAGCGAUAUGAAUAAAAUGAAGAGAAUCAAUUAAGUUCUAAUAGCAUCAAAUGAUAUAAAAGAGAGAAUCAUUGCUGAUUUGAAACAAGAACUUAUUCUGAAACAAAGAGAUGCAGAGGAUUAUAAGUUAAAAUUUGAUAAGAAAAAAAGGGAAUUAGAUUGGUACAAGAAAAGUUUAGGAGCAUUUUAUUCACAACUGUUUAAAAGGAAAUAUAGAGAAUUCAAAUAUUCAUCUUUGCUAGAUCAUAAGAAAAAGAUAGAGGCUAUGAGAAAUUUAGAUUUUAAUAUGAUGUUUGACAAAAUGUUCCCAACUUCAACAGGUCAAACAAGCCAGGACCUUUCAAUGGCCAUGAUUCAGGAUACUAAGGAGAUUAUUUAAAAACCUUAUAUUAACUAAUCAGCUAUAAAAGAAUAAGAUGAGGAUUAAAAUAACUCUUAGUUAUAUGCAAGUAAAAAUUUAGAUAAUGAGAAAGACAGAUUAGCUACUGAUUAGGAUGAGUUCAAAAUUGACGAUGAUGAUGUCAUUUCCCAGCAUGAUAUUCUUGCCAUAUAAAAUGAAAGAUUAAUGAAAACUCAUUCAAUGAUUAGAAAAGACACUGGGGAUACUUUAACUCAUUCUUCUCGAUCAGCAAGGUCUAAUAAAAUGGGAGUGUCGUCUGAAAAAGUUAAGAAUCAUUUCAAAAAGAAUAUUUCAGACCUUUAAUUUGAAAGUGAGACAUUAUACUAAAAGAGAUUUGUAUUGCCAUUCAAUCAUUCUGGGCUAAUAAAAAGAGCUAUCAAGUAAUAAGAGUAUGUUUAAGAGGCUUAUAUUGAUCCCACUACGUAAUUUUACUCUUUAAUGAAAGAAAAAGCGAAUUGUCAAAUGCAAAAUGCAACAGCUAUUCCAAUAUAUGUUUAGGAUCAACUUUAAAAGAAAAAAGCCUAUUAAAGAGAUAGGUAUCCAGUCUAUAUAGUUUUACUCUGUAAUAAGAAACAUAUUGAAUAGAUAGGAACACUUUCUACUGAUGAAGUGAAGAUGGCUAACAUAGCUUGUGAGUCUUUAGCUGCUCAUGUAGAAUACAUAAGAGAUCUUGAGGGAAAAAGUUAUGCUGAAAUGAAGUUAAGAGAUAUGAUAAAUAUCUAACAAGUUAUUUUAAAAAUAGAUAGGAAAGAGGACCUAUAUGAUUACUUUUGUGGGGUAGCUAUUAAGGAGUUAUUCCCUAUAUACUUUGUUGAUUUUGUGAUGAGAGGCAAUUAAGAGAAACUAAGAUUUAAUUAUUCAUCAUAGUGA
Stylonychia lemnae is the source of this 1839-nucleotide messenger RNA. The record is from the annotation of a GenBank genome assembly. Lineage: Eukaryota; Ciliophora; Spirotrichea; Sporadotrichida; Oxytrichidae.